This is a messenger RNA of Thecamonas trahens ATCC 50062, 1539 nucleotides long. RefSeq names its product potassium channel protein. The record is from RefSeq and is a predicted model, not a curated record. Gene Ontology annotation, molecular function: potassium ion leak channel activity. NCBI's taxonomy places the organism in Eukaryota, Apusomonadida, Apusomonadidae. Bases 1 to 1374 code for a protein of 457 amino acids. Gene Ontology annotation, biological process: potassium ion transmembrane transport; stabilization of membrane potential. The transcript has 3 exons. Gene Ontology annotation, cellular component: membrane.
AUGACCACUACGGGCUUUGGCGAUGUCGUCGUCACCAGUACUCUGGGCAAGAUCUUGACAAAGAAGCUUGUCAUCAAUGGCUUGUACUUUAUGGUCUACUGGCUGGUCGGAUCGUUGGUCUUUGGCCUCAUCGAGGGCUGGCCGCUGACCCACUCGCUCUUCUUCACCCUCACCACCCUCUGUGCCAUCGGCUAUGGCACCAUCGCUGUCGCUACCCCAUGGGCGCGCAUGCUCUUGGUAGUCUAUGGCUUUGCUGGCCUCGCUCUGCUCUCCUUUACCCUCGCCGCAGGCCAACGAGUCCUCUCGCGCUCGCUCAAGGCUCGCUUUGUUUCGUCGCCGCUCGCCGACGCCGCCACUGCCGAUGAAUCGCGCUCGCAGUUCCAGCUCCGCCACUUGCGGCGAGCCCUGGCCAUUUUCUUCGGCACCUACGUCACUGCUGUCGUCUUCUUCUGCAUAGUCGAGCGGUGGUCGAUCCUCGAUUCGAUGUUCUUCUGUGCAGAGACGGUGACCACGCUCGGCUACGGCGACCUUGCGCCGUCGGCCCCUGCCUCCGAGUUUAUCUCGCUCGCCUUUGUCUCUAUCUCGAUGCUCAUGGUCGGCUACGUGCUCUCGCUCAUCGGCGCCCCGCCCACCGCUGUCCUCGACCCAGCCCCACUUGGCCCGGUCUCAUGGCCGUCGUCGGCUGACAUCUCGCCCGAGUCGGAGCCUGAGCCUGCCGAGCGCGAGCUCGACUUUUCCGUCGUCCGAGGCCGGGUCGUCGACGAGCUCGACUCGGCAGACUCGAGCAUGGAGGCGCUCGACGGCUUGCCGUUUGCGAGUGACGAUGGCAGCGACGCCGCUGCUGCGCCGCUCACUGCGCUCGUCGCCGCUGCUGCGCCGCGCUCGCCGUCGCGCAGACCCUCGGUCUUCUUCCGCAACAUCCUCUCGCCGCUCUCGUCCUCGCUCAACGUCUUCCCCACAUCGGCGUUUGUCCAGUCGGCGCUCGCGCCGGACCAGCACAACUGGGUCCGCGAGUUCCAGAUCACCGGCACUGUGGCCGCCUUUAUGUACAUCACCCUCGCGGUGGCGCUCAUGUGGAUCGAGGGCUUCUCCUGGGUCAAUGCCUUCUACCUCGCCGCAGUCACCCUCUCGCUCGUCGGCUACGGCGACCUCGUUCCACGCACCGAGCUCGGCCGCGGCAUCACCAUCAUCUUUGCGCUCGCCUCGCUUGGCCUCAUGUCCUACUCGCUCACCCUCAUUCAGGAGGUCUCGGCCAACACCGUCCGCGAGCGGUUUAUUGCCGAGCACGAGGAGAGCCUGCGGAGCCGGACUGUCACUCCCGCGCCGCUGGAGCCGUACGCAUUGGAAGACUCGGUGGAGAGCGCCGGCGUUUAGUGCUUUUAGCUAUCGUCGAGAGCCUGCUGGAGAAGCGCGCCCAGCUUGAUUCGCUUCUUCUUCUCCUUGUCAUACGCCUUGAGCAAGACCCGCAUCUCGUGCUCGGUCUUGGUCACCGCUUCGCGGGCGCACGCUGCGUCGGCUGCAGCGUCGGCGGCCGCCGCC